UUCUCCUUCUUUAGCGUGCUCUUGAUCUUUGCGCUGGCUUUCCUUGAUGGGAUAUGAAUAGAUGAUGGCCUUGGGCACCUUUGUUGUUGUUGUUCUUGGGUACUGCCAUGGCCAACGUUUUGUUCCUUGUGUAGAUCUAUGCGUACAUGGCCAAUAUAUGGUCAUCUCCUCUCUCUCCCCGUCUCUCUGUGCGUCUGUGUGGUGUUGUCUUCUCCGUUUGCUUCGAGCUCGGGGCCUUGGGCUCUUUAAUUCUCCCCUGUCUCCGCUUUUAAUCCUUGAAAGGAGCACACGCACCGCUUUUCUUUUUUCCUUUGUUCCUUGCUUUCUUUCUUAUCCUUUCCUCUCAUCCUUUUCAUCUCUCUUUUCUCCUAGCUUUUCUCCUCCUUUACCCUCUCUCUGCCCCAGCACCUUGCAUCAAAAGAGUAGCCAUGUCUCGGAUGAUGUAGUAGCAGCACUGCUAAGCCACAAGCACAACCCUACAAGAGCACAGACAAAGUUGUGUUUUGUGUGGUGGGGCUAGGGCUCGCGAAGCCGAUGGAGGAGAUGAUGAUGCCCGCGGGGAACCAAAAUCCUAACGCGGCGAACCAGAACCAGAAUAAUCAACCACCGGCGCCGCCUUCUGGCCCUGAAGGCGUCCAGAGGGCUCCCGCUGCAGCCCCGGCGGCGGCAGCAGCUGCAGGAGGGGCGGAGCGGAAGGCGCGGCCGCAGAAGGAGAAGGCGAUCAACUGCCCGCGGUGCAAUUCCACAAACACCAAGUUCUGCUACUACAACAACUACAGCCUCCAGCAGCCGCGCUACUUCUGCAAGACGUGCCGCCGCUACUGGACCGAGGGGGGAUCCCUCCGCAACGUCCCCGUCGGCGGCGGCUCACGCAAGAACAAGCGCUCCUCGUCCAGCUCGUCCGCUGCCGCGGCUGCCGUCUCGACCUCUGCCGCGGCAGGAACGGUGCCGGCAGCCAACAAGAACCCGAAGCUGAUGCUGCAGCACGAGGCGGGCGGCGGCGCGCACGACCUGAACCUGGCGUUCCCGCACCACCACGGCCGCGUGCUGCACCCGUCCGAGUUCGCCGCGUCGUUCCCCAGCCUGGAGAGCAGCGCCGUCAUGGCGGCGGCCAACGGCGGCGGCAGGGGCGGCAUGCACCAGGGCGCGUUCUCGGCCAUGGAGCUGCUGAGGAGCACCGGCUGCUACGUGCCGCUGCCGCAAGGGAUGCAGCUAGGAGCGAUGCCCCCGGAGUACGGGUUCGCGCUGGGUCCCGAGUUCCGCAUGCCGGCGCCUCCACACCAGCAGCAGCAACAACAUCACCAGCAGCAGCAGCAGGUUCAGAACAUGCUGGGGUUCUCGCUGGACACGGGUGCAGGUGGGGGAUAUGGCGCUGGGUUACAGGGGGCGCAGGAGAGCGCGGCGUCAGGAAGGAUGCUGUUCCCCUUCGAGGACCUGAAGCCGGGGGUGGUGAGCGCGGCUGCUGGAGGUGCAACCGGGGGAGACCAGUUUGAGCACAGCAAGGCAGAUCAAGGCCAAGGCCAAGGCGGUAACAACAGCGGUGGCCAUGAGACCCUGGGGUUCUGGAACAACAGCAUGAUCGGGAAUGGCGGCAGCAAUGACGCCGGCGGCGGGGGUGGCGGCGGGUCUUGGUGAGACCGACCGAUGGUUGGUGCAUGGCGGCGCCAUACAUGCAUGGCUCAUGCAUGCGCGGUUGUCAGCAUGCGGAAAUGAUAGGGGAUAGAGACAAGGAGUUAAUAAGCAAGCGGUGGUGGUGGUGAUUAGUGUUACAUAUGGGGUGUUUGAUCUCUCUUUUGGCUGGGUUUGGGUUUUCUACUGUUUCUUGGUGUUUCCUUUUCUUCAUUUUCUCGGCUUUUGUUCAUGUGUGUGGUGAAUCGACUUGGGGGGAGGGGCUAGCUAACACAGCUGAGUACACAGAUUAAGUACGGGCGGUGGUGAACUAGAGUGUGGUAUACGGCUUCUAUUUUAUUAUCUUCACCAAUUGAAUCCCUCAUUUCUGAUUAUCGUGACAUGGAGCACUUGUUCAUUUUGUCCAUGCAUACCAUGUAGAAACUGUACUGAAGCUUCUUUUGACUGUAUUAUUCGAGUCCAAGCAUAGGCCAGGUUAGUUAUGCAUGUUUGCUGCGCGCAGGUUGAUUUGCCGGGCUUCAAUUGGCUUUUGAUUUUGUGGGCUUGCAUCGAUCGUGCAUGGUGAUCACUCAUAAGUCAACACAUUGUUUCUACAGUUGGUUUGGCAGUGUGUAGAGUUCAAUCUUGUGCUGAUCUUGUAGAUGGUUACCCAGUAACAGUCUAAUCAUCUCACUCCGGGGGCCUUAAGAAUAUCUUGUAAUUUGUAUUUUUACUGUUCAUUAUACGGGUACAUUAAUAUAUGCUUUCUUUGACAUUAUUCAA
Brachypodium distachyon (stiff brome) is the source of this 2391-nucleotide messenger RNA. RefSeq names its product dof zinc finger protein 2. The record is from RefSeq and is a predicted model, not a curated record. The transcript has 2 exons. Lineage: Eukaryota; Viridiplantae; Streptophyta; Magnoliopsida; Poales; Poaceae. Gene Ontology annotation, biological process: regulation of DNA-templated transcription. The coding region runs from base 535 to 1635 and encodes 366 amino acids. Gene Ontology annotation, molecular function: DNA binding; DNA-binding transcription factor activity.